UAACUAGUAAUACGGAACAUGUUUCGUGUACCCCACCCUAGCUUACUCCCACUCACAAACUUCAUGCAAGAAAGAGUAUACGGACAACAUUUGAUGCCCCUGUGCACAAAAUUCCUCCAUGGUGGGAAUCAGUAAUCUGAUUUUGUUUGGAGUUUAUGCUUGUCCUGGCAUUCAGUCAGUAAUUGGCGGCGUGACUGAAAUUCUUUGCUGUGCAUUGGAGACUAUGUGAUGACGAGUACAUGGUAUCGCCUAGCCAUGGCACAGAAUGAGUAUGCACUGUCUGAACGCCUAAUCCGUGCCAUCAGUGGCUGGACUAUCAACCCUCAGGAUACCGUUGAAAGCUUAAUUGCUGAAGGAGCAAACAUCAACCGAGCUCAUGGUACCUUACUGCCACUCCACUGUGCAUGUAUGGCCAGCGACAGUGAAUGUGUCAAGUUAUUGUUGAAAAGCGGUGCUGAGGUUAAUCGUGUUGAUGGUUAUGAGCGUACUGCCAUACAUUAUGCCGCAGAGAAGGACAUGGCUUGUUUGUGUGUUCUCCUGGAGUUUGGGGCUGAUAUCAAUUCCCGGGAUGGGAACUAUGACACACCCUUACACUGGGCCUGCUUCCGUAAUAAUGUAGAAAGCACUAGAGUUCUUCUUGAGCACAGUGCAUUAGUAGAUGCAGUGGAUUUCAACCAUGACACACCACUGAAUUGGGCCUCCCUGAAGGGCAACCUGGAAUGCAUAACACUACUGCUUGAAUAUGGUGCUGAGACACACAUCAGCAACUGUAAUGGUAUAUCGCCUUUGCACCGUGUCUGCAGUCUGUUUGCCAUGGGCUUGAGCAGAGAUCGGGACCGCCGGUGCCUGGACAUCCUGGCCCAGGCCACGGGCCAGAUUGACCUGCGCGAUCACAAUGGUGAGUUCCCAAGUGUUAUCAGUAACGACUCAGAACUGAAGACCAUCAUUACGGGUAUUUGUUGCUCGCCUCGUCUCCUACGACAGCUCUGUCGGUACAGGAUUCGUCAGUCCUUGAUCGGUGGAAACAGACAGAAAUUGAUGGGACAACUGCCUCUUCCUGCUCCUCUUCAACGAUAUCUUCUCUUUCAGAAUGGUGAAUGAUCAUAUUUGUAGCUUUGCUACUCAAAGUAGCAAAGUAUACAGAAAACAAACCAUUUGCCAUUUUGUCAUGUUGUGGCCAAUUAUCAUAUGACUGAUUUUAGAAUGGAAUCAGACAUGUGUGUGGGUAAUUUUGUGGUCUACCGCAAUGAUGACAGAAACCAUACUGUUGAUCUAGAGAUAAACUAAAUUGGCAAAGUAAAAAAUGUGCAUGUAUGAAGUAGGUAAUAGUUUUGCACUUUAUCACUGUGGAGUCACCCCUUGAGUAGGAUGGUCAUUACACAACCACAUUAAACAAUUAACUUUUUUAACCUGUUCAAACUUUACAUCAUAUUUCUUUCUCCCCAACACCUCCCCCCCCCACUGUAUAGAGUGCAUGGUAGCCAUCUUGCAGGGCAGUUCUUUUGUUCCACCGGCAAACCUCUUUUGGGCAUACCCUGUGUAGCAAAAGCACUGGCCUGCUAAGUAGAUCAUAUUUUGCAACACAUUUUGUUGGUUGUACCUGCAUGUAUAAUUUGGUCUUGCUUAUUUUAUUAAGGCUUCCACUGAACCUGCUGUUUUCAACGUUGUUUUAAGAUAUAAAUCUCCUAAUCUCUCUAAAUAGUUUUUCAUCUGGAAGUGUAUUAAUAUUGAAGUUCAUAUUUUUCGAGAAUGGUACUAGUCUAGGCAGAUUAAAUAUUCAGUCACACUGUACAUGAAUGUGCAAUUUGAAGCAGUGGAAGCUUUUGGAAUGGGACAUUGGAUCAGUUUGCUGUUGAUCUUUGUCUCGUGCUUGUUGUGCAGUCCAUGCGUUGACACACACAACUGCCUUUCGACUUUCAAAAUUCUUUUCAUGAAAAAAAAAAAUGAAAUCUGACACACCCCUCAGUUUACUUCACCUUCCUGCUAGUAAGCCUUGAAUUGUCUAACUGUUCUAUCCAUUUUUAAAAACUGGGCUUUGUUGUUUCUAUUUCGGUUUUGUUUUUAAACCAGAAAGUUACUGUAUUUUGAAGAGUGUCAUAUUUUGAGAAGCACUAUCAAGCAGAACCCUGCUGUAUUUUAAAAGUGGUUUUUGGCAAAUGCAAGGAGCCUGAUUUGAAAAGCGUAAAAGAUUGUGCAUUUUAUUACAUUCUGUGGGUGGUCCUGUGUGUCCCUGUAGUUCAUGCAUUUAUUCAUGAUGCAUGUAAGUGCUGUGUUUUCACCUGUAUUGUCUUCUUCAUCAAGAAUAUUUAUUGAAAAUGCCGAGUAUAUUUGAAUAUCUAAUUGAAUAUUUAAUUUUUAUAUAUGAAACUUAUUUUGUUUAUAGAUGUUGCUGGUAUCCACUUCUGUACUCAAGGUCAUGGGUCAGAGCUAUUUUCCUCGAACUCACUCUUGAUACUUUUUCCUAGCUAAUUACAUGUACAUGUAUAUAUACCCAGGUCACUUCCUCAUGUGUGUUUCAAUUUUCAUGGGUAAGGUUCAACUCGGCCCAUUGCCCACCUGAAAGCUUGCUAAUUGAGAUCUUGCUUGUCUGGAAGUAAAUAAACACCUUGGGUGCGUGUAACAAGCACUAA
Molecule: messenger RNA, 2630 nt
Organism: Acanthaster planci (crown-of-thorns starfish)
Lineage: Eukaryota; Metazoa; Echinodermata; Asteroidea; Valvatida; Acanthasteridae
Gene: asb8
Product: ankyrin repeat and SOCS box containing 8
Biological process (GO): intracellular signal transduction
Molecular function (GO): protein binding
Source: RefSeq, a predicted model, not a curated record